GUGCCAUUUCACACAGACACUCACUUUGUGAGUGCUGCCCUUAAAAUUAGUAUACGUACAAGCGUCUUUGCUCUUAUUUUGGACAAGUUCAGGGCGAGUGUGACAGCAAAUAUGAGUUCGGAUAACAACUAUAAAAGCCCCAUUUCGGGCAUGGAUAAAUACGGCGAACCACGAAUGAGACUAGCCGUUUUACUUCGCGAUAAAAUUUUGAAUAAACUCGACAUGCCAUGGACAAUUGAGAAUGGCACGUUGCUUGGCGCUUGGCGAAAUGGUGGCUUCAUAUUACACGAUGACGAUUUCGACAUCGCAAUGUUUUCCGAUAACGACCCAAAACCCCUAAUUCCUUUCAUGUUGAGAAAGAUCAACCAGCUGCUGCCUGCUCCGUACGAAGCGAGAUACGUUUCCACGUAUGCGGAUAAGAUCGAAGUUUACGAUCCGAGUUAUGGAGAAUACAAUCUACUUGCGCCAAAAUACAACGGGGCUGCAUAUCAUCAUUGCACAGUUGAUUUACAGUUCUACCAACGUGUCGGAGAGAAAUAUGUACCACUCUACUACAUAGAUGCAAAUGUGAAAUCAGUCUUCUGCAAGGACAUGUAUCCGUUGAGCAGUAUUCAACUCGAAGGGGAAAUGUUCCAAGCGCCAUUUAACACCGAAGGAUUCCUGACAAGCUUGUAUGGAAGUCUGUCGCCGAAAGCGAAAUUCAAUCCGAAAACCGGUUUUUACGAAGUAUGGGAGGACACUAUGAACAGUCAAAUAUUGUUGUCUUCUUGAGAAUGGAUAUGUGCUAUCUGACUGAUAAUUGUUUGAAAACGUUACUUUUGCCCACAAGCGGCCCAAUCUCCGAAUGGUGUAUAAAACUAUAUAUUUUCAAUAUUUAUACGCAAUAUUUAUACGUUAUAAUAUUUAAUGAAAUAAUUCAAACCGUAUCAACAAUAUAUGUAAAAAAUAUAUCUAACUUCGAUGCAAUGGAAGUGUUGAUUAAAUAUUGCACCAAUUCCUUUCCUCAAGUUGAUCAGUGGACCAUUUGCAUUAUAGACUAAAUUUUGGUCUUGACAAAAAUUUCAUCACAGCUUGAAAGAGCAUCACAAAAUUAGUAAUAUUCCAAAGUUUCGUUGCGAAAUGUUGUAAAAUGCGG
Molecule: messenger RNA, 1135 nt
Organism: Paramuricea clavata
Lineage: Eukaryota; Metazoa; Cnidaria; Anthozoa; Malacalcyonacea; Plexauridae
Source: the annotation of a GenBank genome assembly